Telopea speciosissima is the source of this 1671-nucleotide messenger RNA. RefSeq lists its product as uncharacterized. The record is from RefSeq and is a predicted model, not a curated record. The transcript has 3 exons. NCBI's taxonomy places the organism in Eukaryota, Viridiplantae, Streptophyta, Magnoliopsida, Proteales, Proteaceae. The coding region runs from base 71 to 1582 and encodes 503 amino acids.
UGAUAAUCUCCUCCAAAUGCUUGUACAAUCAUAACAUCGUUAGGCUGUGAAUUUUUAGUCAACAAUUGAAAUGGAUUUUCCUGAAAACCCUCAACACCAAAACCCACCACAUACCCUUCGAAAUCAUCCAUUGAUCUCGAAACUCAAACUACUUACAUUUUGGGCGUCAGCUGUUUUGAUUCUCCUUCUGGCCAUCUCCUUGAGCUUUACCAAAACAAGUUAUUUCAAGCUCCAAUAUUUGAAAUCAAGCCUCUCAUCACGCCCUCUGAACCCCACCCUCAUAAACGGAGUUCUAAGGUUUCUUCUCUCAACUGAUGGAGAUAAAAAAAUCCCAGCAGCUGAACCCAAUUCCAUGCCCACAUAUUGUGUUCUAUGGAUGGCACCUUUCCUUUCUGGAGGAGGGUAUAGUUCAGAAGCUUGGGCUUAUAUGAUGGCUCUGCAUGCAAACAUGAGAAACCCUAUACUUAGGUUAGCGAUUGAGCAACAUGGGGAUCUAGAAAGCCUGGAGUUCUGGGAAGGUUUGCCUAAAGAGAGCAAAGACUUGGCUUUUAAGCUUCACAGUACAGAAUGUAGGAUGAAUGAGACUAUUGUGAUUUGUCACAGUGAACCAGGGGCUUGGUAUCCCCCUUUAUUUGAGACAUUGCCUUGUCCACCCACUGGUUAUGAGGAACCUUUAUUCGUCAUUGGUCGGACCAUGUUUGAGACUGAUAGGAUCAACCCCAACCAUGUGAAGCGGUGUAACAGAAUGGAUGCUGUUUGGGUUCCUACUGACUUCCAUGUUUCUACAUUUGUUCAAAGUGGGAUUGACUCAUCCAAGGUCCUAAAGAUUGUUCAACCCGUGGAUGUGAAGUUCUUUGAUCCUUCAAAGUAUAAGCCAUUGUCUCUUGCCUCCAUAGAAAAACUGAUUUUAGGCUCAUUUUCUGGGAUCCCAAAUUCUCAUCAGAACAGAAAGUUUGUUUUCUUAAGUAUUUUCAAGUGGGAGUAUAGGAAAGGGUGGGACCUGCUGUUGAGAUCAUACCUGAAAGAAUUCUCUGGGAGGGAUAACGUAGCAUUAUAUCUUCUAACCAAUGCUUACCACUCUGAUAGAGACUUUGGGAAUAAGAUUGUAGAUUUUGUAGAACAUUCUGAAAUGAAAACGCCCAUUAAUGGGUGGCCAUUGGUUUACUUGAUUGACAACCACAUAGCUCAGAUGGAUCUUCCUAGAAUCUAUCGUGCAGCUGAUGUAUUUGUUCUCCCAUCAAGGGGAGAAGGAUGGGGUCGCCCCAUUGUAGAGGCCAUGGCAAUGUCUUUGCCGGUGAUUGCAACGAACUGGUCUGGUCCCACUGAGUAUUUAACAGAAGAAAACAGUUAUCCAUUGCCUGUGGAUGAAAUGAGUAAAGUAAUGGAAGGACCAUUUAAGGGUCACCUUUGGGCUGAACCUUCUGUUGAUAAGCUUAGAAUUCUGAUGAGGCAUGUGAUGAGUAAUCCUGAAGAAGGCAGAGAGAAAGGGGAGAAAGCUAGGGAGGACAUGAUGAGGAGAUUCUCUCCUGAGGUUGUUGCAGGCAUAGUUGUUGAUAAAAUAGAGAAGAUCUUAGCAAGAUAAACUAAUUUCAGUGGUUUAGCUGCAGUUGAGGCAUUUGUGAAGAAAGUGUUAUUUUGACUGGAGGUUUUCUGACAAGCCCAAGCACAAAA